Messenger RNA from Clupea harengus (Atlantic herring), 4361 nucleotides. It is a transcript of the gene cables2b, whose product is annotated as Cdk5 and Abl enzyme substrate 2b. The record is from RefSeq and is a predicted model, not a curated record. NCBI's taxonomy places the organism in Eukaryota, Metazoa, Chordata, Actinopteri, Clupeiformes, Clupeidae. Gene Ontology annotation, biological process: regulation of cell cycle.
ACCAUUCACUUGAGAAUGGCGGCUGCUGCCUGCAGUGCGCACUGUACGUUGGGCAGUUGUAGCAGCAAACCGCAGAAAGAGCACCUGAGGAGAAGUAGAGAUUCGCGCAGGCGACAGGCAGCCUUACUGUUUCUGAGUAACAUUUCUCUGGACGGACGACCCGUGCAGCAUGUCAACAAUGCCAACCAGCUGGGCCACAGGGACAGCGAAUUCCAAGGUACCGACAAUGGAUCAACAAAUGCAGCCCGGCUGUCACCUGCGACGAGUAGCUGUGGGACCUUUCAUAAUCUGUCAGCCUCAGUUAGCUGUGGGGCCGUUAGUUCCGUACCGAGACUUGGGGUCCUCAACGUCCCUCCUAUUCUGGUGUUGCCUUCGGACUCUGGUUUCAAUGAUGUUGGGUCCACUGAGGUAUUUCUGGAGAGGGGAAGAGGGUGUUUCUCCUCUCAAGGGAAUCUUCUGUCUCCAGCUAGUCUCCAGCCGACUCCUCUUGGACCUCGGAAGUCGCCAACAUUGCUUUCGGUUAAAAGCUGCAACUCAGUGAGUUCAGAUUCUCGGCCAAGGUCCCGCAAUCUGUCUGGCUCGCCAAAGCCUCGCUCCGUGAGGAAGGUGCACUUCAUCAAGAACAUGAGACAGUAUGACACCAAAGGCAGCAGGAUUGUGCUCAUCUGUGCCAAACGCUCCCUGUGUGCUGCGUUCUCAGUGCUGCCCUAUGGAGAGAGCUUCCACAUCAGUGAGCCGAGGCCGGACUCCUCUCGGAGGAGGCACUCGUCUGGCGGGAUCUCCACAGCGCUGGAAGGGCUCUUGCUGCCUGGGCUGGAGGGGCUGGGCCUGGAGCUGGAGGCCGGAACAAGCCAAUCUGUGUCCUACGCUCAGUUCCUGCACCCCACCAACGCACUGGUGCGGCAGAAACCCUCCUCAGUGGACAUGACGCUCCAGCUGCCCUACUCCAGAAACAGCAUCCCCCGCAGCAGCUACCCGCCCUCCAGACUCAACAGCACCGUGGGACUAGACCUAGGUCUAGAUGACAUUGACUACGACCCCAACCUCCUGAGUGACCACCAGUGGCCCUGUGGGAAACACAAGAGAGUGCUGAUCUUCGCCUCCUACAUGACUACAGUCAUUGAGUAUGUGAAGCCCUCUGACCUGAAGAAGGACAUGAACGAGACCUUCAAGGAGAAGUUUCCUCACAUCAAGUUGACACUGAGCAAGAUUAGGAGCCUGAAGAGGGAGAUGCGCACCAUGGGAGAGGAGAGUAACCUGCAGCCGGUGACGGUGGCCAUGGCCUUUGUGUACUUCGAAAAGCUGGUGCUGCAGGGGCGCCUCAACAAGCAGAAUCGCAAGCUGGUGGCCGCCACCUGUGUGCUCCUGGCCGCCAAGAUCAGCAGUGACCUCCGCAAGCAGGAGGUCAAGCACCUCAUCGAUAAACUGGAGGAGCGGUUCCGCAUAGGCCGGCGCGAGCUGAUCUCAUUCGAGUUCUCCGCGCUGGUGGCACUGGAGAUGGCGCUCUACCUGCCCGAGAGCAAGGUCAUGCCCCACUACCGCCGGCUGGUACAGCAGCAGCAGUCCUGAGCAGCAGGUCCAGGGUCGGGGAGUCUGUCUGUGUGUGGGGGGUGCUCUCUCAUACCUGGGGGCAAACGGCUUCAGCAGCGGCAAGAGCGAUGUCUCAAACACACUACACCCCCUGCUGGAUGAAAUUAUAACACACCCUGUAAAACACAAGAGAGCGCUCACUUUCAGCAUCAGGAGACAAGGCUCUGUGUGUGAGCGUGUGCGUGUGCGUGUGCGUGUGUUUGUGUGUGCGUGUGAGUGUGUAUUAAAGAGACUGAGAGACACUGUGAGACCAAUAGCAACACAAUUAUUUAAUAAGUAAUUCCAGUUGUUACUGGUUUGUAAAAAAAACAGAACAUAAGUGUGUGUGAUAGAGGGUGCUGUGUGUAGCAGAGAGACCAGUAUCUGUGUUCUUAAUAUACUGAGGGUAAACCAAUCUGUACAAACCUUUGGACAAAAGCGUCUGCUAAAUGACUAAAUGUAAAGCUAGCAGGUGGCUAUUUAAAGAUUCAAUCAUUAUUACUCAACUUUUAUAAUGCAAAACAUUCAAGUUGACAAGGGAAGGUUUAUCCCAGCUAAAAUGCGUGUAUCCGUGUGUGUGUCUGUCUGUGUCUGUCUGUGUUUACCUACGUACAAGUGCACAUAAGUAAGUCAUCAGAUUUUCUUAAUAAUAACCAAAUAUAACUGUCUUUUUUUUAGUAACAUUACCUUUUACUAGUUGAAUUUAUCUUUUUCUACAGAUGAUUUAUUGACAAACGGGUGCAAUCUUAUCGCAAACUAGAUAUGUAACUACAGGUCUUAGCCAUCAGUGCAGUAAUACGUCCCAAGCACAUCGUUCAUGUGUGCGCCCUCCUCAGCACAGGAGGUUAUUAUGAGGCAUCGUCUCUGCUGGUGUUGAUGAGGACUCCGUUGUGUUUUCGCCUGAAACCAGGUCUACUAGCAUUAAGGCACUGGGACAAUCCUGUGAGGUUUGUGCUCUAUGUUAGAGACGGUGCUAAAUACCGGCACAUUUAUCGUGCUUCCCUUUGUACCCCUACUCUCUCCCCUACCUCUCUUUUCUGUUAAUGUAUCACACUGUGCCCCAUGUGUUGUUUGUCAGCAGCAAUGAAUAUUCCCACACUCAUAGUUUAGUUCACACAGGGAGUUAAUCACUGUGAUCCCAGCUUCCCCACAGGCGCGGAAGUGACUGUGAUGAAUGAGCUUGUGCCACGGCACUAGUUCAGUUUCCCUGUUGAGUGUUCCUGUGUUCAGUGUAAUACUCUUAGUCAUUAGGCAGCGGGACCUCAUCUAGUUUUCUAAUGAAAAGGAUGAGCAGUUCGGCUAUGUAUGUUUUUUUGGUUGAUGUAUUUUUAUAUGUAUAAUAACCGUCUUGCAGUUCUCCAAGUUGUUUUCUGUUCAUCAUUUCCGUUAAUAGUGUGAUUUUUGUCUAUGUAUGCAUGUAUGUAAACAAUCAGAUUUGCACUUUAUAAAUGAUGCUGUUUUCCACAGCAGCUUAGUAUUAAGGAAAUAUGUCCUUAAUCGAUUUUUCCCAUGUCUUCCCUCCAUGCCAAUGUUUUGUGCGCCCCCCUGUGGUCAUAGUGUGCAAUAGUCUGAGUACAUACGGGAAGAAAAGGGAAAAGUCAGGAUUCCUGAUAGAUUUCGAUUGUUCUCAGGCAGAAAUUCUAAUCGAGCAGUUUUGUAAUAUUUUUGUGUUGUUGUGACACUGUUAACGUAUGGUUCAGAUGUUAUCAUUUCAACUUUACCAUCAUGUGAUUGCAUUAUGUUUUGUUUUUUUCCCCCCAAAACCCAUGGUUUUUGUUGUACUCUGUUGUACUGUUUUCCAAGGGCCACGUUGUUUGUCAGUAGAAUUAUCUUACACUUUCCAUUCUUACCACUUCCUGCUAUUAGCAUGGCAAACCCGUCUUGGCUGUGGGUUUGCGUCUCUGCUCUCUCCCUAAGAUGCCCUGGAUGGAUCUGAGAGCACCCGGUGUGCAGGUCUGACCGUUUGAUGAGUCUCAGCGGGGCUCUGCUCUCAUCUCUCUUGUCAUCAGUUAUGGAGUGCAAAAGAACUGUUAGAGACCACUGUUUUUUAGAUAUAUAGAAUAAUAAUGCACUGAUUAAGAUAUCCAUCUUAACAAUCUACAAAGUUUCUCUUUUUUAAAGCAGCGUUUUUUGAUUUCUAGAUUCAGUGUCCAUAUUGACUCAGUGGUAGUUGUAUGUAAUGAACAGUUUGUCAAAAAUUAAGUGCCUGUAAUUAAAGACUUAUUUUGUUGUUGGUUUUAGGUCGCAGCAGUGUUAAGCUGUCUUUUCUAAACCGUUACCUUUGCCCCCUACUGUGAAAUCUCAUAUUUGUGGCGUAUUAAAACUAAGGCUCUGUCAGGAGUGAGAUGGCCAGAACUGUGACCCUAGAGAAGCAAGCUUAGCUGACCAAGCUGGGGAUCAUUCUCUGACUGGCAUACACCAAAUAGGAGCUUAAUGUUGCAGCAGCCAGGCCACCAAAUACCCAUAAGACCAGGUAUUCUGGCAUUGACCUCCAUCUGGCCAUAUAAAGCCCAGAGUGAAAACAUCACGGCUACAGAGAAGUUGGAGGGGUUAACAGUUUGAUGUAAACUUAUUGAUUUUCCGGUCAUGAAUUUCCCCCGGUUACUUUUCCUUGAUUUUCUUGUUGGUUUACAUUAUUAUUAUUAUUAUUAUUAUCAUCAUCAUUAUUUGUGUGUUACCCAGAAUACUGUUGUACUUGUGAACUCAAUUGAAUUAUAUGUAUGUGUUUUCUAUUGUAUAUUGAAAAAAAAAAAAAAAAACACUUUCUAAUAUAUAUUUUCUGAUUGCACUAA